CGACUGCAAGUUAACAGUAUCGACUCCCAGCAUAGAGGAAGGAACUGCCCCACUGCCCUCACGGACUUCGAUAUCACAUUUCAAAGCCCGUGUCACAGAGCGGUGUUCAAUUCCUUUGACAUGUAAAUAAUAAGCGGGCAAAUCGCGGAGAUACGCCUGAGUAAUCCUGUUAGAGUUUUAGAUGUCGUGUGCAAAUUAAGCCACGGUAACACUUGCCUUCAUGAUCGCCACCAUGAUUCCUUCAUGGAGCGUACAACUGCCACUCGUGCCUUAUACCCGUAGGACGUGGAACCAGAUGACUUCAUGUAAAAGCCAGUUCAAGCCAGAAACUGUUUUGUUGCAGGUGCAGUCGGGUUGAAGCUAAGUGCCACCACACGAAUACAACCAACGCAUAUCUGUGAAGGUCAAACAUUUACGACGAAAUCAACGAGAGUAUGGAACUCAACCCGGUGGAGGAUGAUGAAAGCAAGAGGAAUGGAGAGAGGACAGCCUCCGUGGAGGUAGAUACCCCGGCUCCCACCAAGUCUUUUGGUUUCCAACGGGAUCGGCUUGGAGUGGUCCUGUGCAUACUUUUCUGUGAGCUGUGCGAGCGGCUGACCUAUUACAGCGUCGCGGGGAAUCUGGUGCUGUAUUGCACCAAUGUUCUGAAAUUCACCAGUGCCGAGGCAACUACGAUCGCCUUGAUCUUCACGGGAACAUCCUACUUUGUGCCGGUGAUUGGUGGAUGGAUUGCGGACACCGUUGCGGGGAAAUUCAAUGCUAUCCUUGGAGCGGCUCUCAUUUAUUGCGUAGGCACAACUUUGCUGCCCAUCGUCUCCAUUGAUUACACCAAGUACGGCGCUCAUCUUGGGCUGACAAACAGCCAACAUCGAGGUUUCUUCCUGUUCAGCAUUGCCGUGAUUGCUAUCGGUACCGGAGGCAUCAAAUCGAACGUUGGCCCUUUCGGAGCUCAGCAGUUGGAUGAUCUUGGAGAAGGACCUGUCAAGUCCUUCUUUAACUGGUUCUACUGGUUCAUCAACGUGGGUUCCGCCGUCUCCUUUUCAGUCGUCGUGUAUGUGCAACAGAAUAUUGGAUUUGAUGUUGGGUUUGCCAUCCCAGCCAUCUCCAUGAUUCUGGCCAUUAUCACGCUCUUGAUUGGUCGAAAGUGGUAUCGAAUGAGGGCACCAGAGGGGAGUGUUUUCACAACAGUUGCCAAAAUCAUCUGGGAGGCCUUCACCAGACUUCGUCAGCCCAACACUAGGAAAGAUCAGAUGACCAGCUGGCUUGAUCGUGCCAAGCAGAGCUUUGGCGGUCACUUUCCCGAUGUGAAGGUGAAUGAGGUGAAAGCCCUGGGAAGGAUUGUGCCUGUCUUUCUCGUCAUCAUCUUCUACUGGACUGUAUACGUCCAGAACUCCACAACUUUUUUGCUGCAAGGUGAGCGCAUGCGUCUCGCCUACAGCGGUUUCACCGUCCCGGUAGCAGCUAUCAACCUCGUCAACAUUGGAAUAAUUCUUGUCCUCAUUCCUUUCGUGGAUCGUGUCUUCUAUCCGUUUAUGGCCAGGAUUGGAUACCCUCUCACCAAACUGAAACGAAUUGGUAUUGGAAUGGUCUUGAUCGUACUAGCCAUGGUGCUAGCAGCCGGAAUAGAAUUUGCCCGAAAAGCAAGCAUCGAGGAGUACGGAUACUUCAAACAGGAAGUGGCCAACAAGGUUUUGAACGCGUCCUACUUGUCCGUGUUCGCACAGAUUCCUCAGUACACACUUAUAGGAGCCAGUGAGGUGUUCACGAUCAUUACAGGCCUGGAGUUUGCAUACUCUGAAUCUCCAGAAUCCAUGCAAGGAGUCAUCAUGGGGCUUUUCCUCUUAACAUUUGGACUUGGCAGCUACGUUGGAUCACUGCUUGUCACAAUUGCCAAUGCCAUCACAUCAGGGGCGGAGUGGAUCCCUAAUGAAGUCAACUACGGUCACUUGGAGUACUACUUUCUCCUUCUUGCCACGAUCAUGACCCUGGGAUUUGUCUGCUUUCUGCUGAUUUCGAGGAGUUAUGUGUACGUGAAAGACACUGAGCUUGGCCGACCCCCGGACUCUGAUUGUGAGAAUUCUCACAGGGGCAUUCGGCAAAGUAAUCCAAAAGAAACCACGCCCCUUUUGAGCGAUACUGGAAUGGUGUAGAUUAAGACCCUGCUUCAUUAGCCACUACUACACAAACUCAUGGCUGUAACAGCCCUACAAUACACGUACUCAGUAACUAACAUCCAUCAGUAAAAUAAUAAUAAAAUAUUAAUGAAUUCAGUUAUAAAGAGCAAAUUUCAUGCAGAUGAAAACGUUGAACGUGGUCGAGCCAAUGGCAUACGAGGGCGCCUCAUCAGGCAGCCGCCAAACGACCCGCAUCCACCGACAUGUAUAGAGAGGAGACAAGAAGAAUCAAGUUUGACAGUCAUUCACACAAAUUUCGAGUUCAGAAAUUUUCUUUUCAGUUGGAAGCAGGUGUUGAACACCAGAGUAUAGAUCCCCAGCUAAAAUGUUUCGACAAUUUUCUCGUAACUGGGACACUCUUCUGGUUUUCCUAGAGCACUUUAUAAAAAGCUCUCAUUGAGCAAAACAACUGCAGAAACAUCACCCACAUCUGGCGUGUGUGCAUGUAUACUAAAUCAAAUCGGAAUCUUUUUCUGGAAAUCAGUCCUGCCAUUCAAACAUUAUUGCUGCAAUUAAAUCUGUAACCUUUGCAAAGAUUUCUUAAACAAGCCCUACCCGAGUUGGAAUUUUGAUAGGAAACUGUUGAAAUAAAAAAAUGCAGAACACUAGGGCAAGGGAAUGUUGAACGCUAGCGGCAAUGGUCAACAUUUGACGUGACUCUUAACAUAAAUCAUGAAUUAGUUGAGCUUGAAUGUAUUUCAAACCAAAAAUACACUGAGCAACACAAAGCCCUCCAAUGCUAAAAUCUGGACCCCAAAAACCUUCCCUAAUAUUUGAAGACAUGUUAAACAAGCAGCAAUGGGGUAAUGGCAAUUUUUUUCAUUAACAUGGACUUCUUGUUACGUGUUGAUUAUUGUAUACAUAUUUUGAUUUUUCUAAGCGGUACUAAUACGCCCUGAGAGUGGCUUUACUGUGAUGUAAGGCCACGAAGGCAAAAUCGUUCAUUUUAUAGUUAACCAUUGAUGACGCGCAAGACAGAGUGUAUAUUAUGUAUUUUGAGCGCCGGGAGCCAAACGAGAGCCGGGAAAUAGAAACCUUUAGGCCUAUAGUGACACUAUUGGACCGAUGUCCAUACCCCCCCC
Acanthaster planci (crown-of-thorns starfish) is the source of this 3256-nucleotide messenger RNA. Its product is annotated as solute carrier family 15 member 4-like. The record is from RefSeq and is a predicted model, not a curated record. Gene Ontology annotation, cellular component: membrane. NCBI's taxonomy places the organism in Eukaryota, Metazoa, Echinodermata, Asteroidea, Valvatida, Acanthasteridae. Gene Ontology annotation, biological process: transmembrane transport. Gene Ontology annotation, molecular function: transmembrane transporter activity.